Micropterus dolomieu (smallmouth bass) is the source of this 895-nucleotide messenger RNA. RefSeq lists its product as uncharacterized. The transcript is spliced from 2 exons. The record is from RefSeq and is a predicted model, not a curated record. The coding region runs from base 12 to 680 and encodes 222 amino acids. Lineage: Eukaryota; Metazoa; Chordata; Actinopteri; Centrarchiformes; Centrarchidae.
CCCCAGUGUAAAUGACAACCAUGCGCCUGGGUGAAAGUCCUGUGUUUGUUCUUCCACGCCCCCGACCUCGCACCUUGACCCUAGCUGUGUCUCAAUUCAGGGAGACUCAUCCAGGGUCAUCCACCUACCGAAGACCCAGGAUGAGUUACAACCGAUAUCCCGUGGGUUUGCAGGGCUGGCAAGACACAGAGCCUUUUUUAAAGCAGCUGGAGCAAUCGAUGGCUGCCAUGUCCGCAUCAAGCCAACGAGCAGCCCUGAUGGUCAGUGCUAUAGGAACAGGAAACUGUUUCCAUCCAUCAUCCUGCAGGCUGUCUGUGACCAUCAGGGCCGCUUCAUUGACACCUACGUGGGCUGGCCUGGGUCGGUCCACGACUCCAGAGUGCUCCGCUACAGCCCACUGUACAGGAGUUCACUCUACCCUCCUCCAGGGCAUUUCAUCUUCAUCAUCUUCAACACCCACUCCCCCUCGUCACUCCCUACAAGAGGCCAAUACAAGGUGUGGGAGCCCAGCGCUUCAACAGCCAUCACUCCAGGGCACGAUCCAUUAUAGAGCGUGCUUUUGGGAUGAUGAAGACCAGGUUCCGGGCCAUCUUCCUGCAAGCGCUGGAGGUGCACCACACCUUUGUACCUCACGUCAUAACAGCAUGUGCCAUCCUCCACAUCUGCCUUGGUGCUGGUGACAUUGUGGCCCCAGAGGAUGAGCCUGAGGAGGACGAGGCAGAGGAUGAGGGGGAGAACGGUUUGGAGACAGUUAGCGGUGCUCCCUGCUAACCCACUGAUGGACGAUGCGGUGGACAGUGGAGAGAUGCAUCCACACCUGCAACACACUCUGGAGACCACCCCAGAUGAUGUCCUGCUGACCAGGGUCUUUAUUGUGGCAGCCCAUCCAGGUCCA